Molecule: messenger RNA, 8448 nt
Organism: Diospyros lotus (date-plum)
Lineage: Eukaryota; Viridiplantae; Streptophyta; Magnoliopsida; Ericales; Ebenaceae
Product: calcium permeable stress-gated cation channel 1
Exons: 11
Coding region: 6194-8215 (673 amino acids)
Cellular component (GO): plasma membrane
Molecular function (GO): calcium-activated cation channel activity
Source: RefSeq, a predicted model, not a curated record
AAAGUUUGUUAAUUUGGAUUUGAAGUCAUAUUUGAGGUUUCUGAAUUGGAUGCCUGAGGGACUGAAAAUGCCGGAACUUGAGCUUAUUGAUCAUGCAGGAUUGGAUUCUGUUGUUUAUCUGAGGAUUUACUUACUAGGGUAUGGUACUAAUACAAUCUGAACCUUCCUUUGUUGUAAUUAUUCAUUAAUUAGUGUAUGUUAGCAUAAUCUCAAACUUAUUUUUUCUGUAACUGUUCAGUAUCUUAUGUUAGCUGUAUUUCAACCUUUUUUUGCUGUAACUCUUCAUUUUAGCUGUCAUGUGAUGUGUAGUAUGUACCAGUGAUGCCAUUCAGUUGCAUAGAAUAUAGAAGCGAGGAUGGAAACUUCAAAAAUCUUCAGAAACAUGUUCUUUUGAAGUUGUAGUGUAAUUUGGCUUUGUAUUUUAGCAAUCAAAUGAAAUCAAUAAUCUGAACCUAGGAUGUCUUCACUCAUUUGAAGAAACGAAGUGGGAUAAAUUUUGCGGCCCAGUGAAUCAGGAAAAUUUUGGAAGAAAAAGGGAUAAACAAAUUUGAUAUCCUUUAUUAAAUCAAUUGCAAUUGUUUAAUUUCUUGGCUGAAGAUUCUAUUAUUAGUUACUCCUAGAACAAUGGAAACAGGGGGCCAUGGAGAGGGAUGAAUUUCUACAUUAAAUGUACAAAAUAAUGGCUUCUAGUAAUUCUUGAAUUUGGUCUUGCUUGUUGUGAGUGAAGCAUCAAAUGAUGCCGUCUUGAUGGAGUAAAGUCGGCAACCUCAGUGGCCCAAAUUUGGGCGCCUGAUGGAUAGCCACUUGGCAACCAUCAACGGUCUCUGCUCUGCCCAACGCCCCUUGAUUGUCCUUUGGCCCUUUCUGUUAAUCGUGUUAUACGAUCCAUCAUUGGUCGUCGAUAUUGCCUUUAUUUGGAUCCAAUCUCAGCUGCUCAGAUUCACUAUAUAUAUUCUAUAGUUCCUUGAGAUUAUCCGCAGAAGAAAAAUGAAGAAAGAAGAGAAGAGAGGGCAAAGCGAUCGACAGAAGGUUUCGGUGAGCAAGGGUUUUUCAUUCUCUGUGUUUUUCAUCCUUUGUGUAAUCUUUGGUUCUUAGGGUUUGCUUUUAAUCUGUAUUUUGUGAUUGAAAGGCUAUUUUGUUAGAGAACCAUUGAUGUAUAGUGACUGUGAAAGUUGUAUGUAUCGAGGGUGUAGCCCUAUUCUGGGGUGAACCACGGUAAAAUUUUGUCUUUUUUUCUUUCCUUGUAUGCUUGCGUUUUAUUAUUUGUGUAUGUUGUGAGGUUGCCUUCUGCCGGAAGUGUUUGGAUUCUGUGAAUAUUUGUGUUGCUGUGUUUGAGUCUUUCGCUUGUUAGAACAGUGGUACUGGUAUCAGAGCACGGUUAUAUUAAUCGUGUUCUAGGGUUUAAGUCAGAAUUUGGGUUGUUCAAUUUUUUGGGGGUCUAUUUUUUGCUCUGUGAGUCCAACCGGUUCUCUAGGGUUUACUAAGAUUCUCCGUCAGUAGGUGUGUGCUGAGUGAGUCUAAAUCUAGAGAUCUAGGUUACCUUCGUGCAAAGUGAAGAUGGCAUCCACCCGAUUUGAAAUCGGAAUAUUUGAUGGAAAAGGGGAUUUUGGUAGUUGGAAAAAAAAGAUGAGGGUUUUAUUCUCUCAUCACAAAGUGCUUAUAGCAUUGGUACCAGAUGAUCGGAAAUGUUCCGUAGACCAAAUUGCUCAGACUGAGGAAAUAAGAGAGGAGGCUUACAAUCUGAUAUUCCUCCAUCUCGGUGACAGUGUUAUCCGAAAGGUAGAUGGUAUGUCUAACCCUAUUGAUCUUUGGAAUAAGCUUGAUUCUCUGUUUGCUGUUAUGACUGCACCUAAUCUUAUAUAUCUGAAAGGCAUGUUGUUUAAUUUUAAGAUGGAUACCUCGAAAUCAAUGGAUGAAAAUAUAGAUGAAUUUACUAAAUUAACUUUAUUGUUAAGAGGUACUGACCAAUCACUGGGAGACACUAGUGAGGCAAUGAUUUUAUUGAAUUCCUUGCCUGAUGACUAAGAUGUUGUUAAAUAUGCUGUACAAUAUAUUGGCAUAGUUCCUAGUUUAGAUCUUGUAAUCUCAGGUAUUAAGCUAGAGAACUUGAACUAAAUUCAUCAAAGAAGUCGUAAAAUAAUUUGUUUGUGAAAGCUAAAAAUGAUAAAAGAAGUCACAUAGGUAAUGCUGAUCAAUCUAAUGGACCAGGGUCUAAAGGAAAGAAGAAAGAUAAGAAGGGAAAACAGAAACAGACUAAGUGGAAAUUCUACCACUGUGGGAAAGAGGGACACAUUAAAAAAUAUUGCUAUGAUUUUAUUAGGAAACAAAAAUAAGGGGGAAAUGUAAAUGUGAAUGCUAGUAGUUCUAAUUGUUUAGUUGAAGUGCUUACUGUCUCUAGUUCAUCUGCUGAAAAUGAAUGGGUAAUGAAUUCAUGCUAUUCUUUUCAUAUGUGCCCUAACAGAUAAUGGUUUCAAAAUUUUAACCAUAAAGAAACUGGAAUAGUUUAUAUGGGUAAUAACCACUCAUGUAGUGUCCUAGGUAUUAGUGACAUAUCUUUAAAAUUACAUGAUAACAAAACAAGGAUUUUAAUUGAUGUAAGAUAUGUACUCGGUCUAAAAAGAAACUUGAUCUCUCUUGGCACACUUGAUGAGUUAGGUUUUUCAUAUAAAGCAGAAAAUGGUUUCAUGCAUGUACUUAAAGGUGAUGAUCUAAUCUUGUCUGGUACCAAGAAAAAUGGCUUGUAUAUUUUGAAUGGCUGCUAUCAUCCUUCUGUUAAUUUGCAUUUUGCUUACACUGUUAAUUCUGAUGAGACAGAUUUAUGGCACUUGAGACACUUGGUCACAUGAGCCUGAAAGGUCUGCAGGCAUUGGAAAACCAAGGCUAUCUUGGACCAGUGUCUGCAGGAUCCUUGGAUUUUUGUGAGCCAUGUAUUCUGGGCAAGCAACACAGGUUGAGUUUCCACUAAGGAACUCACCUGGCAAAGGUAUGCCUAGAAUACUUGCAUGCUGAUUUAUGGGGGCCUUCCCAGGUUCCCUCCCAUGGUGGUAACAAGUAUUUCCUUUCCAUUGUAGAUGAUUACACUAGAAAAGUUUUGAGUGUUCUUACUAAAAACCAAGGACCAGAGGUUAGGAAAAUUUAAAAAUUGGAAGACUUUAAUAGAAAACCAAACUGAUAAGAAGAUUAAAGUAUUAAGGACAAACAAUGGAUUGAAGUUCUACAGUAGGAAAUUUGAUGUAUUUUGUAAUUCACAGGGCAUACUUAGGCAUAAGACAGUAAGAAACACACCCCAACAAAAUGGGGUGGCUGAAAGAAUGAAUAGAAUCCUACUUGAAAAAGUAAGGUGCCUUCUAUUUAUCUCAAGUAUGCCUAAAUCCUUUUGGGGAGAGGCUCUUUCCACUCCUUCUCACUUAGUCAAUAGAAGCCCUUUAACAGUUUCAGCAGUGUUGAAUUUUAAAUGCCUUGAAGAAAUAUGGACUGGUAAGAAAGUAAAUUUCAAUUACCUAAGAGUUUUUGGUUGUGAGGCGUAUGCUCACCAAUCUGAAGGUAAAUUAGAACCUAGAUCCAAACAAUGCGUGUUUGAUGGUUAUCAAGAAGGUACUAAGGGAUAUAGGUUAUGGGAUAGGCGCCAAAUUCCCUUGUAAGUUAACCAACAUAGUAGAACCCAAUGAGGGCAGAAACUUAGAUGAUCAUGCUCUUUUAAGGGAUACUCAGAUUUAGGUGGAGUAACCAGCUGUAGGAAAUGACCUGCCAAGUGCUCCAGCCAUACUUGAACCAAAUUUGGGAGAUGUUACAUCUCCUACUGAUCAUACCUCUGAUCAUAAUUCUGAUCAUGAGGAACAAACAAAUGACCCUGAGAUUGAGGAGGAACAAGCUAAUGCUCUCCAACAAGAUCUUAGUGACUAUCAACUAGCUUGGGAUAGGAGUAGAAGGGAGGUAAGACCAUCCUCUAGGUAUGCUUAUUCGGAUUUAGUGUACUGUGCAUUGGUUGUAGGAAAUGAAUUGAGGGACAGUGAGCCUUCUAUAUAUGAGGAGGCUAUCAACUCUCAAGACAGUGGCAGAUGGCAGCAAGCCAUGGAUGAGGAAAUGGCCUCUCUUGUUGCAAAUGGAACAUGGGAAUUGGUUCCCAUACUAGAGAAUCAAAAAUUAAUUCAGUGUAAGUGGUUGUACAAGCUAAAGGAAGGUAUGUCUCCCUCUGACCCAAUUAAAUACAAAGCAAGAUUAGUUGUUAAGGGUUUCACUCAAAGGGAGGGUAUAGAUUAUAAUGAAAUAUUUUCUCCAGUUGUCAAGUUUAAAACUAUUUGUUUAAUACUUGUUGUUGCUGUACAUUUUUAUCUAGAACUUGAACAAUUAGAUGUUAAAAAUUGCCUUCCUGCAUGGUGACCUAGAUGAACAAAUAUAUUUGGUACAACCUGCUGGAUACAUUGAUUCAAUUAAACCUCAGCAUGUUUGUUUAUUAAAGAAAUCUUUGUAUGGCCUAAGAUAGUCUCCUAGACAAUGGUACAAAAAAUUUGACCAUUUUGUAAUAGGAAUUGGUUUUGUUAGGAGUCAAAAUGAUAACUGCUUCUAUUUUACACUCUCAGAUAUUCCUAUUUAUUUGUUGUUGUAUGUAGAUAUCUUGUUAAUUAGCAAAUCUAAGUCCAAAAUCAGUGAAUCAAAAUCUAUGUUAAAUACAAAAUUUGACAUGAAGGACUUAAUGCAUGCUAAGAAAAUUCUAGGAAUGAAAAUAGAAAGGGAUAGAAGUAGUUUCAGUUUAAAAAUACAUCAACAUGAUUACUUGUUAAAGGCAGUACUAAGAUUUGGUAUGAAUAAAUGUAAACCUGUAAUGGUCCCCUUAGCUAGACAUUUUCUUCUAUCAAAGUCACAGUGCCCCACUUUUAAUUCUGAAAUCAUUAAGAUGGAAAAUAUACCAUAUGCAAAUGCAAUUGGAACCAUUAUGUAUUCAAUGAUCAGUAUCAGGCCAGACCUUGCUUAUUCAAUUUCUUUGCUAAGUAGAUUUAUGUCAAACUCUGGGAAAAAACCUCAUUGGGUUGCCUUGGAAUAUUUGUUAAGAUACAUUAAUGGUUCUGUUAAUAUUGACUUAUGGUUAUAAAAGAAGAUAUGAUACACUUGAUCUUGUAGGAUUUGUAGAUUCAGAUUUUACAGGGGAUAAAGAUUCCAGAAAAUCCACUACAACAUUCUUUUUUAUCCUGGGAGAGAAUUGCAUCAGCUGGAAGUCACAAUUGCAGUCUCUGAUUGCAUUGUCUUCCACUGAGGCAGAAUGCGUGGCUAUCACAGAUGUUUUCAAAGAAGCCAUAUGGCUACAAGGCCUCCUAAAUGAAAUUAAUUUGCUCCAAAGUAAAGUGGUGGUAUUCUCAGAUAGUCAAAGUGCUAUCCACCUCUAUAAAAAUCCUGUGUAUCAUGAAAGGAUUAAGCAUGUAGAUGUUAAGUAGCACUUUGUUCGAGAACUGGUGGUAACCAAAAUUGUGAAUAUCAAGAAGGUAUCAACUGAGGAUAAUCCAGUUGAUAUAGGGACCAAGGCUCUGACUGUAGCUAAGUUCAAGCACUGCUUGGGCUUGCUGCACGUCGAAAUUGGUUGAUCUAACAACUGACAUGAUUUAUGAUGAUGGGAAUUGAAGCAUGCUGCACUAUAUUUGGGGAAUGGGUUCAUCCUUCGCUUGAUGCUUCAAGGUGGAGAUUGUUGUGAGUGAAACAUCAAACGAUGUCGUCUUGAUGGAGGGUAAAGUCGGCAACCUCAGUGGCCCAAAUUUGGGCACCUGAUGGAUGGCCACUUGGCAACCAUCAGCGGUCUCUACUCUGCCCGAUGCCCCUUGAUUGUCCUUUGGCCUUUUCUGUUAAUUGUGUUAUACGAUCCAUCCUUGGCCGUCGAUAUUACCUUUAUUUGGAUCCAAUCUCAAUUGCUCAAAUUCACUAUAUAUAUUCUACAGUUCCUCAAGAUUAUUGGUAGAAGAAAGAAGAGAGGAGAGGGCAGAGCGAUCAGCAGAAGGUUUCGGUGAGCAAGGGUUUUUCAUUCUUCGUGUUUUUCAUCCUUUGUGUAAUCUCUGGUUCUUAGGGUUUGCUUCUAAUCUGUAUUUUGUGAUUGAGAGGCUAUUUUGUUAGAGAACCACUAAUGUACAGUGAGUGUGAAAGUUGUAUGUAUCGAGGGUGUAACAUUUUUUCCAAAUAGUGCAGUGAGCUCUUCCUGCUGGAGCUCAACAUGGAUGUAGCCCUAUUCUGGGGUGAACCACGGCUUAAAAUAUUUGUUCCUAUAACAUGUCUCGCAUUGAUUAUCCUGGUACCAGUUAACUGGACAAAUAGCACUUUGGAGCUAGCAAAAGUAAAUUACAGCAAUAUUGAUAAGCUCUCGAUAUCAAACAUUCCCAAUCGAUCACAAAGAUUUUGGGCUCAUAUAUUGAUGGCUUAUGUCUUCACUCUUUGGACAUGCUAUGUAUUGCAAAAGGAGUAUGAAAUAGUUGCAUCAAUGCGCUUGCAUUUUCUUGCAUCAGCAAGGCGCCGUCCUGAUCAAUUCACUGUCAUUGUUAGAAAUGUGCCUCCAGACCCUGAUGAAUCGGUCAGUGAGCUUGUUGAGCACUUUUUCCUUGUCAACCACCCAGAUCACUAUCUUACCCAUCAGGUUUUGUACAAUGCCAACAAAGUAGCAAAACUUGUCAAGGAGAAGAAAAAGAAGCAGAACUGGCUUGACUAUUAUCAUCUGAAAUAUUCUAGAAAUCAAUCAAAAAGGCCUGUCAUGAAGACAGGUUUCCUUGGACUCUGUGGGGAUAAGGUGGAUGCUAUCAAUUUUCACACAUCUGAAAUUGAGAGAUUGUCAAAAGAGAUAGCUGAAGAGCGAGAAAGAAUCAGAAACAAUCCAAACUACAUCAUGCCAGCAGCAUUUGUCUCCUUCAAAACUCGAUGGGGUGCUGCCGUGUGCGCACAAACACAACAAUCCAGGGAUCCAACUAAAUGGUUGACAGACUGGGCCCCGGAGCCGCGUGAUGUAUAUUGGCAGAACCUGGCUAUUCCUUAUGUUUCACUGACAAUUAGAAGGCUUAUAAUUGGUGUUGCCUUCUUUUUCCUCACAUUCUUCUUCAUGAUCCCAGUUACUUUUGUACAAACUCUUGCAAACAUCGAGGGUAUUGAGAAGGAAUUACCAUUUCUAAAGUCCAUCUUAGAAACACAUUUCAUAAAGUCGUUCAUCCAAGGUUUUCUACCUGGGAUUGCCUUGAAGAUUUUCCUCAUCAUCCUGCCAACGAUAUUGAUGUUCAUGUCUAAAUUUGAAGGCUUAAUAAGUGUAUCAUCCUUAGAACGGAGAUCUGCCUCUAGGUAUUAUAUGUUCAACUUAGUCAAUGUAUUCCUUGGGAGCAUAAUCACAGGGACUGCAUUGGACCAAUUAAACACUUUCAUUCAUCAGUCGGCAAAUGAUAUCCCUAAAAUCAUUGGUGUUGCAAUUCCAAUGAAAGCAACUUUCUUCAUAACCUAUAUAAUGGUUGAUGGAUGGGCUGGUGUUGCGGGAGAGAUUUUAAGGUUGAAGCCACUGAUUUUCUAUCAUUUGAAGAAUUUUUUCUUGGUGAAGACUGAUACAGAUAGAGAGGAAGCAAUGGAUCCGGGAAGUCUGGGUUUCAAUACGGGCGAACCUCGAAUACAACUCUAUUUUCUACUAGGCCUUGUUUAUGCUGUGGUGACACCACUUCUACUUCCUUUCAUAUUGAUUUUCUUCAGCCUGGCAUAUGUCGUAUUCCGCCAUCAGAUCAUUAAUGUCUAUAACCAAGAGUAUGAAAGUGCUGCAGCUUAUUGGCCUGAUGUCCAUGGGCGUGUAAUUGCUGCAUUGGUUGUCUCACAGCUGCUUCUAAUGGGAUUAUUGAGUACAAAAGAAGCUGCUCAGGCAACACCAUUUCUUAUUUCUCUUCCUGUACUCACCAUAUGGUUUCAGCGAUACUGCAAAGGCCGUUAUGAGCCUGCAUUUAUCAGAUAUCCGAUACAGGAAGCGACGAUGAAAGAUACAGUGGAGCGUGCCCGAGAACCAAGCCUUGACUUGAAGGGCUACCUUCAAAACGCUUAUGUCCAUCCUGUCUUUAAAGAGGACGACGAUGCAGAUGGCGGGGAAGAUGGCAGUACUUUAGUCCCCACAAAGCGACAGUCGCGCAGAAGCACACCGAUGGGCAGCAGAGUCAGCACCAACUCCUCAGCAGCAUCCUUCUCGUCCAAGGCCAAGGUUGUUCAAGAACAUCCAGACCCUUAAAAUUGGCAAUUCUUUUGCAGGCUUGGCUCUUUAUGGGUUUGCUUCAAGCAGAGAACACUGUAGAAUCAUUGUACAGAUGUUGCAACCUCUGGUGGUGGUUGUAUAUUGAGAGAGUGAAUGGUGUGGCAACCUUUGACACAGGCUGCCACUACAAAGGUCAUGACCAAUGUAGAACACUGGCUUUCUAUUUACAGCUAUCCAUGGCCAUUUUCAGAGUAUAUAUAUAUACACAA